AUGGUUUCCACGGAUGAAUCUGCUUUAUAUCGUCUAAAAAACUUAAACAAUGGAAAUAUAAUAUCUGUAUUCAAAGAUCAAUUCAAAGUUGGACGUACUACAACUAAUGAUUUAUCCAUUGCAAAUAAUCCUUAUAUAUCUUCAUCUCAUUGCACAUUUGAAUAUGAUAAUGGCCAUUUGUACAUACGAGAUACGAGUUCGAAUGGUACAUUAAUUAAUCGAACACAUAAAAUAAGUAAAAAUGAUACCCGUGUGGAACUUCAUUGCGGCGAUAUCGUGCAUAUAGUUUUUCGACAAAAUGAACCUGAAUCAAAUGUUAUUUUUCAAGUUGAACUGCCACAAUCAGAUACAAUCGAAGACGUAUCUCCAUUUGAUGAAGAUACACAAACAGCUUCAUAUCCAACGAUUCCACAUCUAUCACCUAUCCGAACUCAGGAAAAUGUUGAUUUAUCUAGUCUAAUGAAUACAAGUAGAGAUGUUGAAGUAAAAUCAAAAGAAGAACCACGAAAAGAAUUUGCCAUGGACGCCGGCGACGACAUGGAAGAUGUAUUGACAUGUGUAUGUUGUCAAGAUAUUAUGUCUAAUCCAAUAACUCUCGAGCCUUGUUUACAUGCAUUUUGCAAUGAUUGUUAUGCUUCAUGGGAAGCUGUUCAACGAACAUGUCCAAAAUGUCGUGUUAAAGUUGUUGGCAAGAAAAAAAAUGUUGUAAUUAACGGAAUCUUAGCAGCUUAUCUUAAAGCAUAUCCACAUAAACGACCUGCACCAAAAGAAUCUGAUGACGAUAUGAAUGAAUCAAAAAAAACCAAAUAUGAAGUCGGUACUGAUGGAAUGUAUCUACAUAAUACGCAGUACGAAAAUGACGAUGAAUAUAAUGAUGAUGAUCAUGAUAAUGAUGAUGAUGAUGGUGAUGAUGGUGAUGACGACGACGAUGAUGAUGAUGACGACGAUGAGGAAGAGGAUGGGGCUCCUCAUUAUUUAUUGAAUCCAUUCGGUCAUCCUCCUCCUGUUCCUAAUGUCAGAUUUGCUUGUCGACAAUGUCCGGCAAUAGCCGGUGCAGCUGCUAUUCCAACUAAUUUCCAAUGUCUACCAAAUCAAAAUCAUAUUCUAUGCCAAUGUUGUAUACAACCAAUGCCAGAUCGACGCGAUGAAGCAGAUAUUCAUCAGCAUUGUGAAAUAUGCAAACAAUUUUUUUGCAACAUCUAUUUUCAAAAAUGCCAACGAGCUGGAUGCCUUGGUUGUUUAAAUCGCUUAAGGGAUUUCAAUUUUGCACCUCGUCAUCUUAAUAAUUUCGUUAAUGAAAAUCCUAUUGAAUCACAAAUUGUUCAAGAUUAUCUUACAACCAAUCAUAAGACUAUGCGCGAUUUACUUACUGAUUGUUGUGACUGUCUUGAUCGAAAUGAAUUUACUUGCCCCGGUAUUGAUCGUAAUGCUGCUAUUCCUUCGUCGAAAAUUGUUUGUUAUAAAUGUGGUUUGAAAAUGUUUAAAGAGUUAGCGUAUCAAUUUCGUGUUCGUAUGAAACAGGAGGAUAUAUUUCCCGUAAUGUUACGAAAUCGAGAUAAUUGUUAUUAUGGUAGAAAAUGUCGUACUCAAUAUACAAAAGGAACUCAUGCACACCGACUAAAUCAUGCUUGUGAACAAACUAAAUUUUAA
Messenger RNA from Rotaria socialis, 1650 nucleotides. Lineage: Eukaryota; Metazoa; Rotifera; Eurotatoria; Philodinida; Philodinidae. The record is from the annotation of a GenBank genome assembly.